Molecule: messenger RNA, 1365 nt
Organism: Lagopus leucura (white-tailed ptarmigan)
Lineage: Eukaryota; Metazoa; Chordata; Aves; Galliformes; Phasianidae
Exons: 3
Coding region: 29-649 (206 amino acids)
Source: RefSeq, a predicted model, not a curated record
CUUCCUCACUUAUCUAGCUGUGCUAUUUAUGCCCGCUCCUACAACAGCAAUGCAUUUCUCAUUGAGUUACAUAAUGCCGGGUGCAUCCGUCCCCAUGCAGCCAUUCGCUCUCACACUGCAUUAUGAAUUCGCUGCACUUCUGGCAGAGGAGCGGACAGGAAGAGAAACCGUCCUCCGGAGCCAAAUCACAGAGAGCCUUCAAGGAAAGAGAGCCGAGAAGGCACGGCGGGGUGGCCUGGGAAACAGGAACCAUGCAAGAGCAGCUGGGUGGCUCCAAAAGGCUGUGAACUCUCGCCCAGGUUUUGAGGCACAGACACAAAAUAAGGAGAUGAUCCCUUACACUCAGCCUGCUGACGGCAACCCGCGGCCACGCUUGGUGCUGGGGCAGUCCAAAGCUGGGCCCGACUGCCCCAGUGCCACCACCCGGGUUGUCCCCACGGCCCACCAACACUCGUGUGUCAAUAUGAAGGCAGCUGAGGUGAGGACUGAAAGAGCACAAACUUCUCCUGAAAACCUGCCCCCAGGGUCUCCCUGUUACGGCCCUGAGUCCUCCUCCCAGCCCGCUGUUAUUACAAGCCACAGGAUGUUUUCCAGCAUGGUUAUUAGCACCACCUCAGUCAGAGCUGUUCAAGAUGGAUCUUGUCUUUGAGCGAGCAAGAAAAAUUCACAAGGGAAAAAUCAGAUUUGGAAACUAACCAUUUUGUAAUCUCCUGCCACGCAAUUUGGUUUUCAGGCAAACUUCCAGCCCUUUCAGUAGCAAAAGAAAAAAAAAAAAGACAAAUUCACCGACUUCCACCAUCUCGUGGUGCAGAGCGGGGCGCGAUACGAUGCCACACGCGUUGAAAAGCUGCACGAGCGGAAGGGAGUGACACGUCCAUGCCUGGUGCUGGAGGAGACAGAACGCGCAGCACGUGAAAUAAAACAGAGCCAAAAUAACCGCUUCUGCUGCGACAAAUUCAUCUUUCCAUGUUCCCCUCCUGAAUUCGGCACGGCUGGCCUGGCUCGGCACACGGCAGAGCACCUGGGCUACCACAGCAUUCUGCCAGCUGCCAGCCCUCCCUUUGCACCAGGGCUGGCUCCUGCAGGCCGUGGCCGCAGAAAGGGCACGAGACAAGGAGAGGAGAAAGGCUGGCAGAGACGACAGCAAUGCUGAGCGCUGCGACGCACUCCCAGAUACCAGCAGGCUGUUGCACUGCCCUUAUCAGCAGACACGAGUUCAAGGUCAGCCUUGAUGCACUUACUGAAAACUGACACUGCCCGCGUCCCGCAGUCAGCACAACUUCAAAUAAAGCCUCCCAAUUAUUAGCAGUAAUUCUGUUUAUUAUUGCAGGGCCUCGGGACAAACAAAAAAGGAGCCCCGUUGUG